AUGUCAUCUGACAAAGACAAGAAAAGUUCGCCAUCUGACGAAUUAUUAAAAUCAAUCGAUUUAUGGUUAAAAUGGGAUCAAUGUGAGAAAACACGAAAAGAAAUUGAAGAAUUAAAAAAGAAUUCGAAAUGGGAUGAUUUACAAGUUCGUUUAUCUCAUCGAAUUCAAUUUGGUACAGCUGGUCUUCGUGCUAAAAUGGGAAGUGGAUUUGCAUUAAUGAAUGAAUUAACUGUUAUUCAAGCAACACAAGGUCUUCUUCGUCAUAUACAAACAACAUUUCAAAACAAAAAUGAUUCUUUGGCUGUUGUCAUUGGUUUUGAUGCACGUCAUCAAUCACAUGAAUUUGCACGUUUAGCUGCUGCUCUCUUUGCAUAUGAAGGUAUUCAUGUUUAUUUAUUUGAUUCGACAACAGUUCCAACACCAUUUAUUCCAUUUACUGUUAAACAACUUCAUUGUCAAGCGGGAAUUAUGGUAACAGCAAGUCAUAAUCCCAAAGAUGAUAAUGGUUAUAAAGUUUAUUGGGAAAAUGGAGCACAAAUUAUUUCACCAUUAGAUGCACAAAUUGCACAAUCUAUUGAACAAAAUUUAGAACCAUGGAAAGAUAAAGCAUGGAAUUUGAAUAUUCUUCAAGACAAAAAUUCGAAAUUAAUUUCUGAUCCAAUUGAAAAGAUUCGUGAUUUAUAUAUGUCAAAUUUAUCUAAAUUAUGUUAUUUUCCUGAGUUAAAUGCAUCAACACCAUUGAAAUUCGUUUAUACACCAGUUCAUGGUUUGAUGAACAGAAAAAAUCCUGAUCCAAACUUUUCUACGGUAAAAUAUCCAAAUCCCGAAGAAGGAAAAGAAACAUUGGAAUGUGCUAUUCGAACAGCUAAUAAGAAUAAUGCUGAUUUUAUUAUUGCUACUGAUCCUGAUGCUGAUCGAUUUGCACUUGCAGAACGAGAUCCAACUGGUUCAACGGAAUCAGGAUGGAGAAUUUUAAGUGGAAAUCAAUUAGGAGCUUUACUUGGAUGGUGGCGUUGGUUUACAUGGAGAAAUCGAAAUCCUAAUGUUAAUGUUAAAGAUGUCUAUAUGCUUUAUUCAACUGUUUCAUCACAUAUUCUUAAAUCAAUUGGUGAAGUUGAAGGUUUUAAUACAAUUGAUACUCUCACAGGAUUCAAAUGGCUUGGAAAUCGAUCAAAUGAACUUAUUCAUCAGAAAAAACAUGUUCUCUUUGCUUUUGAAGAAGCCAUUGGAUUUAUGUGUGAUCCCGAGAAUGUCUUAGAUAAAGAUGGAAUAUCUGCAUUGGCUAUUGGAGCAGAAAUGUGUGUUUAUCUUAAGUCAAUUGGUCGAACAUUGUAUGAACAACUUAAUCAAAUUUCAUUACUUUAUGGUUAUCAUAUUAAUAACAAUUCUUAUGUCAUUUGUAAUAAAACUGAUGUCAUGAUGAAUAUGUUUGAUCGACUCAGACAUUAUGAUCAAAAGAAAGAUCAGAAUGCACAGAAAACGAAUCAAGGAGAAAAAAGUGAAGCAAAGAUUCUUGUUCAAUAUUCAAAUAAGAUCAAAUCUCAUCUUGGUGCCAAUGAAAAUGAAUCGAAAAAUGGACAAGAUGAAGAAUAUGUUUAUCCAAAAUCAUGUGGAAAAUAUCAAAUAACUGGUAUUCGUGAUUUAACUGUUGGAAUCGAAGCUGAUUUUCGUGAUAAAGGAAAAGAUGAAAAACCCACUUUACCAUGUUCAUCAGCAACACAAAUGAUCACAUUUUAUUUUGAUAAUGGUUGUGAAAUUACAAUUCGAGCAAGUGGAACUGAACCAAAAAUUAAAUGGUAUUCUGAAAUACGUAAAAAGAAAGAAAUAAAAAAUCCAUCAGAAGACAAUCCAAUGAUUGAUGAUGAACAAUUUCGAAAAGAAACUAAAGAUGAACUUGAUGCUUUAGUUGAACAAGUUGUAGAAGAAUUUUUACAACCAAAACAAAAUCAAUUAAUUGAAAGAGAAACAACUGCUAAAUAA
This is a messenger RNA of Adineta ricciae, 1980 nucleotides long. The record is from the annotation of a GenBank genome assembly. NCBI's taxonomy places the organism in Eukaryota, Metazoa, Rotifera, Eurotatoria, Adinetida, Adinetidae.